This is a messenger RNA of Vitrella brassicaformis, 2930 nucleotides long. The record is from the annotation of a GenBank genome assembly. NCBI's taxonomy places the organism in Eukaryota, Vitrellaceae.
CUCUUCGUUGAUCCAUGUGCAUUCAUCCAUCAAUCCAUCGAUCAAUUAUGCAGGCAGCGCAGGCAAAGAAGCAUCCAUCAUAUGUUAUGGUCACUGUGUUCCCCCUAUUGAUAUGCAUGGACCCAUGCGCCUGCUCACACGGACAUGCAGACGUCGGUCGCCACACACACGCACAACGCACACGCGUCCUCACUGACGAGCUGGCGUCACCACUGUCAGUCAUGUCAUUGUCUGUCAAUAUCUCGUGAGUGAGUAUCCACACACAAUUGAUAGAUAUCACACACACACGGCUCGGCUCCACGCCGACCACCAUCUAUCUAUCUAUCGCUGCAGAGGCUGGCCCCACGAGUAGCCAAGGGUGCGUGUCAUGACCACACGAGAUAUCGGGGGUCGCCAAGGCAACGCUUGCGUGUGUGGGGCGUGGUAAAAUAGCACCUGUGGCGGCUGUGUCAUGACACAACCACCACCACCGCCACCACCACCAGAAGGCCCCCUGUGUGUCUGCUCUGGUGAGUGUCCACCACACAGCUGUGGCGCCCUGUACACCACCAUGGGUGACGCAUACGUGGCCGGAUAGUGGGGAGCCUUUGCAAUCGGGAUGGCAUGUGUCGACGCAGAUGGGUUGAGCGUGGGCUUUGUUGACGGGAGGGCCAUAUAGGACGGCGACGGGGCCAUGGUGAGAGCCGACGUGCCAGCGACAGUGGACAUGCCAUGAGGCGCACGAGAAGGGCGCGAAGAAGACGGGGCGAUCGGGGGCCGGCGGAAGGCGGUCGCCGGCAUACGGCAGCCACUGGCAGCUGCUUUGUGGACAUGGACGUUGGUGGUGGGGCCGCUCGUCGUGGUUGCUGCGGCGGUUUCCGCCGUUGAGGUGGUGGCAGGGCUGGUGCUGUCCUCGACCAGCUCAUAGUGUGAGUCGAUGCAUGCGAGGACGCUGAGGUGGUGCCAGUCGAGGGGCUUUCUGGGACCGCCCUUGCUGUGCACAUGGGCCUGCAGGUGGUCGAAUGCCCUCUGCAGGGCUUGUGCCUUGGCCUCCCAUGAGCCAUAGCAGUGCACCAGCUGAGUCAAAUACCUGACAUAGAUCGAACAGCGGGGCACACCGAGACGUGGUCAUGUUUGUGUGUCAGUCAGUGUAUGUAUGCAGUCGUGCAUGCUGACCGACCGACCGGUUGGCGAGUGUGAGGAAGUCGUCUGCCUGUCUGGCCAGCAGGGCCACCCUCAUGAGCUCCCCCGCCCACGGCGCGGCUGCCACAGCUGUCACAUCAGGACACCGCGACUGCACCAAACACACGGCAAAUCUUACCCUUAACCACCACCACCACGGCAAACACCAUACACACACACUUCCCUCUCUCUGCUCUGCAUCUGUCUGUAUGUCACCCUACCUGGACGAAGUCAAACAUGACCUUGCCGCUGUCCAUGGCCUGCGUCACCCAGGUCUUCCUCUGCGGGUGGGGCCCACACAGUGUCGGCACUUUCUUCUCGUAAUACACACGCCGGCCCUGCCGCUCACCCAGCCCACCCUCCUCCCAGAACAGCACGCGGGCCUUUUUGAUGGUGUCGCUGAAGGACAGCCCCGCGAAGAGGCGGGAGAUGAGGUGGUGGGCGGCGGCGUACAGCCAGUGCUGCCGCCCGACGAUGAGGAUGAUCUCGUUGACGAAGUACGACACGGCACUCCGCCACGUGUUGACGUCGGGCUCGAUGAAGGUGUCCUUGAGCGCCUCAAACUUCCUCUCGAGCCGGCGUUCGAGAUCGAGGAGCUUGUGCAGCUCAUCUCCCUCACGCACGUGGCCGCACUCAUCGCACCUCCACUGCCACUCGCCCGGCUCGUCGGGCCCGCUUGACUGCGAUAUGCGUGUGGGCGUGACGGCUGCGGUGCAUUUGGGGCAGGGGAAUGCCCUUGAGGGGUCGGUGGGCCGUUGGCAUCGCUCGCAGAGGCACCAGAAGCCCUUGACCUUCAUGAGUCGUCUUUGCCUGUAGGGGGUGCUGGCGUAGAGGCAGUCGAUGUAGGACAUGUGGAGAGACUCGCCCGCACUGACACACAGACAGACAGACAAACAGACAAACAGGCCAGGCCAAACACGGAGUGGAUAUGGUCAUGGCUGACUCAUUGAGCUCGCUGCUUGUCUGUCUGUCUGUCUGUCUGUCUGUCAGCAUGGAUGUGUGUUGUGUAUGCAUUCACCUACCGUACCGGAGUUUCCGUAGGGUGGUGUAGACGAGAUCCCCGUCGACGUUGCGAUAGCCAACAUUCGGACUACACGAGUGGUUGGCCAGCUUGCCCUUCCUGCAUCCAUCCAAUGCAAUCAAUGCACACGCCGAAUGUAGUGAUUGGACUGACACACAAAUGCGGCCGUCUUAACCGUCCUCACCUGUAGAGACCCCAGCCCUCUUGCACCGGCUUGCGUGAAGGCGCCCCAGGGAACAGCCUCAGCAGCACAUGGGGAGGCACCGCGUGGCCAUUGACCUUCAUCAGCGCAUAGAACCUCUCGAAGUCUCGCCCCUCCUCCUCGCUCAUCUCCAGCCGCCUCGCCACCCGCUGGCACUGGUCCCUCGCGGCACUGUCGAGCACAUUCGUCUCCUGGAUGAACUCGUCCAGCACCGCAUGCUUGGCUGGCGUGAGGGAGCGAAAGGUGUGCACCACGUCGACGAGCUCAAGGCCACAGGCAGCCACCUGAUGAUCAUGGUCCAUUCAUUCAUGCUGUGGGCUGGCUGCACCUGCAGCUGCGUGUGUGGGUCACUUACGGGGUGGUCUCUGAGGACGAUUUGCCCUUCUUCGACGUCCUGCAGUGCGUAGACCUCCUCGCCACCAAAGGCAUCGGCACGCACGCCGCACAUGUCAACCGAGGACGCGCCGUUCAUCAUUGUGUGAUUCAUCUGGUGACGGUAAUCAAACGGCUCAAUCCCCCAUAUAUCGUCACAAGGGCCAGCCUAAA